Castor canadensis (American beaver) is the source of this 4194-nucleotide messenger RNA. The record is from RefSeq and is a predicted model, not a curated record. NCBI's taxonomy places the organism in Eukaryota, Metazoa, Chordata, Mammalia, Rodentia, Castoridae.
AUGACGCGCAACGCCGCGUGCUUCACCACGUGUGCUGCAGCUCGCCGGCUUUUGGCGGCCCCUUUUCCUGGGGGCGUAGUCGGUAGUGUUUCGGGGUCUGGAACAGCCGCAACCCCGAGGCUUUUAGCACGAAGCGGUGAGCCCUCUGGUCGUCCAGGACCGGGGUCCCUGUCCAUGGAGCACCUUCUACUGGAGGUGGCGGCCGCGCCGCUUAAGUUAAUCGCUGCCAAGAACGAGAAGAGCCGCAGCGAGCUGGAUAGGUUCUUGACCAAGCAGGUAUGGACACCUCAAGAUCGCCAGUGUAUCCUGAGUAUUUUAGCACAGUUGCUCCUGGAUAAGGACUAUACCGUGUUGAUUGGCCGCCAGCUGCGCCCUCUCCUUUUGGAUUUGCUAGAAAGGAAUGCUGAGGCCAUUACAACUGGUGGCCAGGUCAACCAUGAUCUACAUGAACGUCUCUGUGUGUCCAUGAGCAGGCUCAUUGGUGACCAUCCUGACAUUCUCCCGUUUGCUCUGAGGUAUUUCAAGGACACCUACCCAGUCUUUCAAAGGCUCUUUCUAGAGAGUUCAGAUGCUAACCCAGUACGUUAUGGGCGUAGGCGGAUGAAGCUCCGAGACCUAAUGGAAGCAGCCUACAAGUUUCUGCAGCAAGAACAGUCUGUUUUCCGGGAGCUCUGGGACUGGAGUGUUUGUGUCCCUCUCCUCAGGAGCCAUGAUACCUUGGUCCGCUGGUACACAGCCAAUUGUCUUGCUUUGAUCACCUGUAUGAAUGAAGAACACAAGUUAUCAUUCCUAAAGAAGAUUUUUAAUAGUGAGGAAUUGAUCCAUUUCAAGUUAAGGCUAUUAGAAGAGGCCCAGUUGCAGGACUUGGAGAAGGCCUUGGUUUUGACCAAUCCAAAAGCCUCCCUUUGGCGUAAAGAGAAGGAACUGCAGUACUUACAGGGACACCUUGUUUCUGCUGACCUCUCCUUUAGGGUGACAGCUGUCUGUGGUGUGGUGCUGCCCAGGCAUCUGCCAGCCUCUGAAGAGCAGGCAAGUGACAGGUCUUCUUCACGUGAACAGGACCUGGCCCUUAGGUCUUAUGUGUUGGUUGAAUCUGUCUGCAAAAAUCUUCAGACCCUCGCUAUGGCAGUGGCUUCUCAGAAUGCUGUCUUAUUGGAAGGACCAAUAGGAUGUGGCAAAACUUCCUUAGUUGAACAUUUAGCUGCAAUGACAGGUCGAAGGAAGCCUCCUCAGCUUCUCAAAGUCCAGCUUGGAGAUCAGACUGACAGUAAGAUGUUAUUGGGGAUGUAUCGCUGCACUGAUGUCCCUGGAGAGUUUGUGUGGCAGCCUGGCACCCUGACACAGGCAGCCACAAAGGGCCACUGGAUCCUUCUGGAAGAUAUUGACUAUGCCCCCUUAGAUGUGGUUUCCGUGUUGAUCCCUCUCUUGGAGAAUGGAGAGCUUUUGAUUCCUGGCCGAGGCGACUGUCUAAAAGUGGCUCCUGGAUUUCAGUUUUUUGCAACCAGGAGACUUCUGAGCUGUGGAGGAAAUUGGUAUAGACCACUAAAUAGUCAUGCUACUUUGCUAGACAAAUACUGGACCAAGAUUCAUCUGGAUAAUCUGAAUAAGGAAGAACUGAAUGAGGUUCUUCAGAGUAGAUAUCCAAGUCUGUUGGCAGCAGCUGAUCACCUGCUGGACAUUUAUAUCCAGCUUACUGGAGAGAAACACCUCCAUCUGAGUGGAUACAAACAGGUAUCCCAGGAAGUUUCAGAAACUAGGAGAGAAAACAGAAGACUAAUCCUUGAGGGAAGGGAAUUGUCACUAAGGGAUCUGCUGAAUUGGUGUAAUAGGAUUGCUCAUAGUUUUGAUAGUUCGUCUUCAGCAGCAGCAUUAAAUAUUUUUCAAGAGGCUCUGGAUUGUUUCACAGCUAUGCUUUCUGAGCAUUUAAGCAAACUGAAAAUUGCAGAAGUUAUUGGAAGCAAAUUGAACAUUUCUAAGAAAAAGGCUGAAUUCUUCUGUCAACUUUAUAAACCAGAAAUUGUGAUUAAUGAGCUAGAUGUGCAAGUAGGUCGAGUGCGGCUUCUUCGGAAACAAAGUGAGGCUGUUCACGUACAGAAGGAGAAGCUUACUUUUGCUGCUACUCGGCCAUCCUCUGUUCUCAUUGAACAGCUUGCUGUGUGUGUCAGCAAAGGGGAGCCUGUGUUGCUCGUGGGUGAGACAGGGACCGGCAAAACCUCUACUGUCCAAUACUUGGCUCAUAUUACAGGCCAUCGUUUGAGGGUUGUUAAUAUGAAUCAACAAAGUGAUAUUGCAGACUUACUUGGAGGGUAUAAGCCGGUGGACCAUAAGCUUAUUUGGCUACCCUUACGAGAAGCAUUUGAGGAACUCUUUGCCCAGACGUUUUCCAAAAGACAAAACUUUACUUUCUUGGGUCACAUUCAGACUUGUUAUAGACAGAAACGGUGGCAUGAUCUCCUCAGACUAAUGCAGCAUGUGUACAAGUCUGCUGUUAACAAGGAAAGAAAGGAGAGUGAUGCUGGGCUACUCCUAAAGGAGAAAUGGGAAGCAUUUGGUCUUAGACUCAGUCAUGCCCAACAACAGAUGAAGAUGACUGAAAAUACCCUUUUGUUUGCAUUUGUAGAGGGUACGUUAGCUCAGGCUGUAAAGAAAGGAGAGUGGAUCUUGUUGGAUGAGAUUAACCUGGCUGCUCCUGAAACAUUGGAAUGUCUGAGUGGUUUGCUUGAAGGAUCCUCUGGCUCCUUGGUGUUGCUUGAUCGAGGAGACACAGAGCCACUGGUUCGUCAUCCUGACUUCCGCUUAUUUGCAUGCAUGAAUCCAGCUACUGAUGUAGGCAAAAGAAAUCUCCCACCAGGAAUAAGAAACAGGUUCACAGAACUUUAUGUAGAAGAAUUAGAAAGUAAAGAAGACUUACAAAUACUUAUUGUGGAUUAUUUGAAAGGAUUGAGUGUAAAUAAGAACACAGUGCAAGGAAUCAUAAACUUCUACACAGCUUUGCGGAAAGAUUCUGGGACCAAGUUGGUGGAUGGGACUGGCCACAGACCUCACUAUAGCCUUCGGACUCUCUGCAGAGCCUUGCGAUUUGCAGCCUCCAAUCCAUGUGGCAAUAUCCAGCGCUCUCUCUAUGAGGGCUUUUGUUUGGGUUUCCUGACACAACUUGACAGGGCAUCACACCCAGUGGUUCAGAAGCUCAUUUGUCAACACAUUAUCUCUGGUAAUGUCAAAAGUUUGCUGAAACAGCCUAUUCCAGAACCAAAAGGAGGUCGACUUAUCCAGGUUGAAGGCUACUGGAUUUCAGUGGGAGACAAAGAGCCAACAAUAGAUGAGACAUACGUAUUGACAUCUUCCGUUAAGCUGAACUUGAGAGAUAUAGUCCGAGUGGUCUCUGCAGGAACGUAUCCAGUGCUGAUUCAGGGAGAGACAUCAGUUGGUAAAACAAGCCUGAUCCGGUGGCUCGCUGCAGCUACUGGCAACCACUGUGUGCGUAUUAAUAAUCACGAGCACACAGAUAUUCAGGAGUACAUUGGUUGUUACACGUCUGACUCCUCAGGGAAACUUGUCUUUAAAGAAGGUGUUCUUAUUGAUGCCAUGAGAAAGGGUUACUGGAUAGUCUUAGAUGAAUUAAAUUUGGCCCCUACUGAUGUGUUAGAGGCACUGAACAGGCUGUUGGAUGAUAACCGUGAAUUGCUUAUAACAGAAACACAAGAAGUUGUUAAAGCACACCCUCGCUUCAUGCUUUUUGCCACUCAAAAUCCUCCAGGGCUUUAUGGAGGCAGAAAAGUGCUUUCUAGAGCCUUCAGGAAUCGGUUUGUGGAAUUGCACUUUGAUGAAUUGCCUAGCGCUGAGUUGGAAACAAUCUUGCACAAACGAUGUAGUUUACCUCCAUCCUAUUGCAGCAGAUUGGUUAAAGUCAUGUUGGACCUUCAGUCCUACCGCAGAAGUUCUUCAGUGUUUGCUGGAAAGCAGGGCUUCAUUACCCUUCGUGAUCUGUUCCGAUGGGCUGAAAGAUACAGAUUGGCUGAACAGACAGAGAAGGAGUAUGACUGGCUGCAGCAUUUAGCCAAUGAUGGUAUGUUUUCAAUGAAGUGUUUGUUUUUCUUUUCUGAGAGAGGAUCUCACUUUGUAUCCUGGCUCACCUUGAACUCAUGGUCCUCAGAGUGCUAGCAUUAUUGGUAUGCAUCAUCAUGACUGGCUCAG